AUGGCAGGGGGUGUCCUCUCUCCUUUGGAUAAUCUGUGUGGAGUGGACUGUGCCAAUGUCCAUCCCCUGUUUUGUCACCUGUGCCAUGAGCAGUACCAGCACCCAUGCCUCUUAGACUGUUACCACAUCUUCUGUGCGGGCUGCCUACAAGGCAGAGCCAAUGAAAGCCGUCUCAACUGCCCCCUCUGCGGAUACCCAUCAGUUGUAAAAGGAAUGAAUGCACUCCCACCAGAGGACCGUCUGCUGAAGUUCCUGGUUGAUAACGCUACUGAUGACUGUGAAGAGACAGUCCAGUGUGCCAACUGUGAUCAGCAGAGCAACAACCAGGACACAGGGCCAAUGUACUACUGUAACACGUGUAGCCAGCCCCUGUGUGGAGCUUGCAGGGAUUCCACACACAAGGCAAAGAUGUUCUCCCACCAUGAGAUUGUGUUCCUGGCCAAACGCACCAAAGUGUGCCACCGGAUGUGCUCUCUCCACGAUGAGCCCUACAUCAUGUUCUCCACAGAGAAGAGGUCGAUGCUCUGCAUCAAGUGUUUCAGAGACAUGCAAGUAGAGAGCCGGAUACACUGCAUUGAUAUUGAGACAGCAUACAUGCAAGGCUGUGAGAUACUAGACCAGGCAGUGCUGGCAGUGAAGGAGCUGCAGACAUUGGCCCGUGAGGCUAUUAUCAUGCUGAGGGCCAUGAUAGGGGCAGUGGGCUCCAAUAUGGAGGAAGAGGAGAAUGCAAUCUGCAACAUCUUCACCAGUAUGCAGGAAAGACUGGCUGAGAGGAAGAAAAUUCUGUUGCGAGCGGCUCAAAGCCAACAUGAAGAAAAGGAGAAGGCGCUAAAGGAGCAGCUCUCACACCUUGCUGCCCUCCUGCCAACCCUGCAGGGCCACCUGGUCACCUGCUCAGCCUUUCUCAGCUCAGCCAACAAGUUUGAGUUUCUGGACAUGGGAUAUCAACUAAUGGAAAGGCUGAGGAGGAUUGUGAAGCUCCCUCAUCAACUGCGACCAGUGCAAAGCAGCAAAAUUAACACAGACUACAGGGUUGAGUUUGCUCGCUGUCUGGAGCCCCUACUGCUGCUGGGACAGCGCCGCCCAGCCUCCAUUACCGGAGAAACUAGUAUUGCAGCCCUGCUCCAUUCCCCCCUCUCCAUGUCGUGCCGCUCCCCGUCCCUCAGUGACAUGCCCCUGGGCUCGGCCGCGGGGAGAAAGUCCACGUCCCACCGCUACAUCUGCACCAAGGUCCUCCUGGCAGAGGGGGGCGACACACCCUUCACUGAGCACUGCCGCAACUAUGAGAACAGUUACAGGACCCUCCAGACUGAGAUCCAGAACAUGAAGGACCAGGUACAGGAGCUACACAGGGACCUGACCAAACACCACUCCCUCAUCAACACAGACACCAUGGGGGAGAUCCUGGACCGCUCCCUGCACAUCGACGGACAGAUCUCCUCCCAGUACUCCUCUGUGGAGACCAUGAGGGCUCUGUUUGAAGAGAUUUGGGAGGAGACCUUUCAGAGGGUCACUAAUGAGCAGGAGAUCUAUGAAGCACAACUCCACGACCUGCAGCAGCUGAAGCAGGAGAACUUGUACCUGACCACCAUCGCCCGACAGAUUGGACCAUACAUCCUGUCUAUCGCCAAGGUUAAAGAGCGCCUAGAACCAAGAUUUCAGGAGCCCAAAGAGCUUCAUGAUGACCGCACAGAAACCAUGCUGAAAAUCUAUGAGGACACCUCUAUGGCCAUGGACGCACAACACAGUGAAGACCACACCUGUCCCACUGACAGUGACUGGGAAAGGAACAUGGACAACCGCUCCCUUAUCAUACAGUCUGAUGAGGCUUCCAUCAAGACCAAUGACUACCAUUGGCCAGGAAGGCAGACAGCCAAUUACAAUGAGAUGCCAUUAUAA
Salvelinus namaycush (lake trout) is the source of this 1899-nucleotide messenger RNA. RefSeq names its product RING finger protein 207-like. Lineage: Eukaryota; Metazoa; Chordata; Actinopteri; Salmoniformes; Salmonidae. Gene Ontology annotation, molecular function: transmembrane transporter binding; zinc ion binding; Hsp70 protein binding. The record is from RefSeq and is a predicted model, not a curated record. The coding region runs from base 1 to 1899 and encodes 632 amino acids. The transcript has 17 exons. Gene Ontology annotation, cellular component: perinuclear region of cytoplasm. Gene Ontology annotation, biological process: regulation of cardiac muscle contraction; regulation of heart looping.